Molecule: messenger RNA, 2663 nt
Organism: Camelina sativa (false flax)
Lineage: Eukaryota; Viridiplantae; Streptophyta; Magnoliopsida; Brassicales; Brassicaceae
Source: RefSeq, a predicted model, not a curated record
CUAAAAAAAACCCAUCUCGUCUUCUUCUUCCCGUCUUGUGCCGUAACUCCAGAAACAUCAUCUUCUUCUCUCUUAGAAACCUUAAACUUUGGAAUCCCUUACAAGUCUACACUUCCCAGAACGAGCUCUAGCAAAGCCAAAUAAUGAUGUCGAGGAUAAUCGUUAAGAAUUUGCCAAAAUAUGUGAAAGAGGAUCGACUUCGGGAUAUCUUUUCACAAAAAGGAGAAAUCACAGACGUGAAAUUGAAGCGUUUGAGUGAUGGCAGGAGUAGACAAUUUGCUUAUAUUGGAUUUCGUAAUGAAGAAGAAGCUCAAGCUGCUAUCACAUAUUUUAACAAGUCUUUCAUUGAUACUCUUAAAAUAUCUGUUGAGGUUGCGAAGCCUCCUAUGAGGAAAGAAGAAGAAGGGAAGGUUCAUGAUAAUGGUGAACAUUUUUCUUAUGCUAAAGGAGACAAAAAGAUUAAGAAGAAACCAGAGGCUGAUCAUGAUGAUCCUCUGCUUCAAGAAUUUCUUGGAUAUCACUCAGUGAAACUCUGGUCCAAUGACAUGUGUAUUCCUCCUCCCACCGGAGUAAGUUUUUUUUCCAAUGGUGCUGAUGAGCCUAACAAACCCAAAACACCAUUGUUAGAUACUAAUAAGUCUACAAAGAACAAAGUUGGUGAUGAUGUUUCUGAUAUGGAAUACUUCAAGAGUAGGAUAAAGUCAAAUCUGUCGGAUUCGGACUGUGAUUAUGAAACUGAUUGUCGUGAAGAUGCAGUUCAUGUUUUCCCUAUUGAUGGAGAAGUUAUUGAAGCUGACAGAGUUGAUGAUGGCCAUGCAAUGGAGGUAGAAGCCGAUGGCAAGAUGGCUCAAGAAUUGAAAACUGACGACAGUGAUAAUGUUCUUGACACUGGUCGCCUUUUCGUCCGUAACCUGCCUUACACUACAACAGAAGAAGAGCUUACUGAACAUUUCAGCAAAUUCGGUGAUAUAUCAGAGGUCCAUCUUGUUCUUGACAGGGAGACAAAAAGGUCCAAAGGAAUGGCCUACAUCCUUUACCUGAUCCCGGAAUCUGCAGUAAGGGCAAUGGAGGCAUUAGAUGACACAGCUUUCCAGGGGCGACGGUUGCAUAUUUUACCAGCUAAGCCCCGUGAAAAUUCUGAUAAACAAGUAAAUGACUCUUGUAAUCUGCCAAAAACAUUCAAGCAAAAGAGGGAGGAACAAAGAAAGGCCUCUGAAGCCCUUGGAAAUACAAAGGCUUGGAAUAGUUUAUUCAUGCGACCCGAUACUAUCCUGGAAAAUAUAGUCAGGAUGUUUGGUGUAAAAAAGAGUGAGCUACUUGACCGUGAAUGCGAGAAUCCUGCCGUAAACCUUGCUUUGGCUGAAACAAAAGUGAUUAUGGAGACCAAAGAAGCCCUUGCUAAAGCUGGAGUACGUGUCACCUCUUUGGAAGAAUUUGCUGCAGGGAAAGGUGAUGGGAAGAACCGAAGCAACCAUAUUCUCUUAGUAAAGAAUUUGCCAUUUGCUUCCACCGAAAAGGAACUGGCUGAAAAGUUUGGAAAAUUUGGAAGUCUAGACAAAAUUGUUCUCCCUCCGACGAAGACGGUUGCUUUGGUAUUAUUCUUUCAAUAUCUUCAACGAAUAGCUAUGAAAAACAUGGCAUAUACGCGUUACAAAGAUUCUCCCCUGUAUCUGGAGUGGGCUCCUGGAGAUAUUCUUGAGCCAAAAACACUUCCCGAUAACAAAGAAAAGAAGAGUGCUGUUGAAGAAAAUGAUGUGAGAAGAGUCGACUUGGAUCAGCAGCUUAGAAUGUAUUCUGAUAUACCUGAGUCAAAUGUCCUUCAUGUUAAGAAUCUGAACUUCGAGACAACUGAUGAGAGUUUGAAGAAGCAUUUCACCGAACUGGUGAAGCAGGGACAUAUUCUGAGUGCUAAGAUAACAAAAAAGGGCAAGAAUCGUCGUUCAAGCGGUUAUGGUUUUGUAGAAUUCGACUCCGUAGAGACAGCCAGCAGUGUCUACGAAGAUCUAAAGGGAAUAACUGUUCUGGAUCGGCAUAAGUUGAUCUUGAGUUACCGUGAAAACAAGCCGAGUGAAACGGUUGCGAAAGGUUCAGACAAGGAAAAAACUUCGACAAAGUUACAUGUCAAAAAUGUAGCUUUUGAAGCAACCGAGAAAGAAGUAAGACAGCUUUUCAGUUCCUUUGGACAGAUCAAGAGUGUUUGGUUUCCAAUUCAGAACGGAAAAUUUCGUGGUUUUUGUAAUAUUGAAUUUGGGACAAAUCAAGAAGCUUCAAACGCUAAAAAUGCAUUAUCCAUCACCCAUUUCUAUGGACGCAAGUUGGUGCUCGAGUGGAAGAAGGAUGAUGACAAGAGCAUGGAAGCGAUCCGAAAAUCUUGUGCUGCCAAGUAUGUGGACCAAGAAAACGAUAAUCCAAAGAAAAGGAAAAGGUCGGCAGUUGUUGGUGAAAGAAGAAUUGAAGUUUGAGAGAAAUAGACGAGCUUAGAUAAGUUAGAUCGCAUGCCUAUUUCCUAAAUCGAACUAUAUAUUCAGCCGAGUUUUGAGGGGAGUAUCUAGUACAGUAUAACCUCUAUAAAUUAAUACUCUUUAAAUUAAUACUCGCUAUAAAUUAAUAAAUUCUUCUGGUCCCGAGUUGGGCCGAUGAUAAAAAUGACAUAUUUUGAUAAA